Messenger RNA from Cinara cedri, 980 nucleotides. NCBI's taxonomy places the organism in Eukaryota, Metazoa, Arthropoda, Insecta, Hemiptera, Aphididae. The record is from the annotation of a GenBank genome assembly.
AUGGAGGAAUCUGAAUUCAUUCAACCCAAAACAACAACACGUAUCCUGUCUUCUGGAACUCCAGCAGAUCCCAAGAAAUGCAAGCCAAUGUUCGUAACAGCCAACCGAUAUUCUUCACUUACUAUUGACGAUGACGCCACAGGUAAUACAUCCUUACAUACACAAUCUAACUUGAAGUGAACAACGAAAUUAAAAAUAAAUUACCUCCUCCUAUAUUUAUCCGUGAAGUGUUAGAUUUUGUUAGCUUUAGGCAACAAUUGAUCUCUUUAAUUAGCCCAGAAAACUUCUAAUUCAAGUCUUCUACAAAUGCACUAAAAGUGCAAACAAUUAAUCCAGAUUCCUACAGGAAAACUAUUCAUUUCUUAAGAGAUGAUAAAGCCCAAUUCCACACCUUCCAACCAUAAGAAGAUAAAGCUUUUCGCAUAGUCAUCAGAAACCUACACCCAUCAACACUAACUAUUGAAGUCGGCAGAGCCAUUGAAGAUUUAGGCUUUACUGUACAUCAAGUAGCAAAUGUUCUCCACAAGGUAACAAAAAGCAAGCUUCUAGUGUUUUUUGUUGACCUGGAACCAGCUAUAAUAAACAAAGAUAUAUUUAGUUUGAAGUCCCUACUUCAUACUAAAAUAAAAGUGGAAGAACCCCAUAAACGUAAAGAUAUAACGCAAUGCCACAACUGUCAGGAAUACGGCCACUCGAAAAAAUACUGUGCACUCUCCUCAAGAUGUGUCCGUUGUGGAAAAAACCAUCCAUCUUCAGCCUGUACCAAAUCUAAUGAAACUCCUGCUAGUUGCGUACUCUGCAAUGGAAACCAUCCGGCUAACUACAAAGGUUGCAAAACAUACAAGGAGCUUCAAAAUCACCGGAAUUUCUCCACCAAUCAAAAUAACGGUAACAAAACAAACAAUGUUAGCUUUAAAUUUAAUAACUGUGAAAGUUCCCCGCGGCCAACACAAACCACUAACCCAAUCCCAGACCCGUAA